Messenger RNA from Meloidogyne enterolobii, 294 nucleotides. Lineage: Eukaryota; Metazoa; Nematoda; Chromadorea; Rhabditida; Meloidogynidae. The record is from the annotation of a GenBank genome assembly.
AUGUUACACAUGUUUGUAACACUCCUCUAUACUUAUAUGCAAUAUUUCCCUGUCCCUAUUUGGAUUGUAAUGUCAGCAAGUUAUGCUUGGAUAACCUCUCAAGGACUUGUUCCUUUAAUUUACAUAACUUUUAAUAAAUAUAUACGUCGAAGUAUCAAAUCUUUAUUUAUUGACCCAAAUAUUACAAGAAUUACUACUCAUUUCAACAACUCUCGUGUAGCACCAAAGUCGACACAGGGUGAUAAAAAUGUAAGCAGAAUAGUGACAAGGAAUGUAAAAACAAAUGUAUUUUAA